Messenger RNA from Trichoderma reesei QM6a, 3110 nucleotides. RefSeq lists its product as uncharacterized. Lineage: Eukaryota; Fungi; Ascomycota; Sordariomycetes; Hypocreales; Hypocreaceae. The record is from RefSeq and is a predicted model, not a curated record. The transcript is spliced from 3 exons. Bases 357 to 3110 code for a protein of 917 amino acids.
CCUCCCUUAUAUCCUCAAGGGGUUCGAAGCAUUAGAUUUUUGGAGGUUAUCAGCGGGAAAGAGAUCAAUUACCAUACACUCAAGAGUGUUUUAGUUUCCUCCACUGGAUCUUGCGCCAGAGACGAGGCUGCCAGGUCCUGAGUCCAACAACCGAGACCGGCAAGCAAAACAGGGGGCGAGACGACCAUUGGUCAUUAACCAAAUAUUCUACUUCAAAAGCAUCACAACGACCUGCCUCACACUCCAUUCUUGAAAGCGUCUACCUGGGGCCUCCCGUCGACGAACAGCUCGAGGAGAUUCUUCAGCAUCGAACAUAUCGAGUCGAGUCGCACAGAUCAAUCAUAUUCAGAAGGAGGAUGGACGACGCAACCAUAUUGGGGCAGCUCCCUGCUGACCAGCGCGACGCUGCCGUCACUCAAGCGGAGAGCAAAUUCUGGCCAGCUUUUCUAGCUCAAAAAGACGCCCAGCAUGCCGAUUUUAUCAGAGCAUUCGAAGUACCCCUGACCAAGGCCAAAGUCGAACUCGGCACUCUGGAUGGGCAGCGCGAGCAGCUGACCAAGCUCCGCGAGAACCUUGCUCUGCAACUCAACCAGGUCGAGAGAGAGCUGGCCCAAGUUGUUCUCGACUACGACAGAAAGGCAAACGAGACACUCAUGCUAGAGAAGAGAUAUGAACAGGCUGAGCAAAAUUGGCUGCAACAUAGGGAGGGUCAUGUCGAGGCCAUGGUUUCCUGGUUUCAGGACAGGCGAGCGGGCAGGAUGAUUGCUCAAGAUCAAACUGCUCAAGAUCAAACUGCUCAAGAUCAAACUGCCCAAGAUCAAACUGCUCAAGAUCAAACUGCCCAAGAUCAAACUGCUCAAGAUCAAACUGCCCAAGAUCAAAUUACCCAAGACCAGACGGGCAAGGUGACUGCUCAGGAUCAGGCUGGCACACGCGACCCUGUCUUUCUCGUCAAUCUCGUGGACGCGGACGACCAGGUCAUCGGACCCAUUUACAAGACAGAGCCAUGGAACCAGUGGGUCAAGGCCAUCCUCAACAUGCCCAUCAAGAGGGAUGUCAAGGUUCGCCGCGGCCGCAAGUUCACCACCGACCAUCUCACGGCCAUCUACGACCACACAGAGGCAAAGGGGGUCAAGUGGUUGUCGUGUAUGAUUCAAGCUAUUGGUGAGAUCCAGGGGAAGCGAUGCCUAUCUUGCAAUAAGAACCAGGGCGCUUUUGAUGAUUGCAUUAUCAUAGGCACUCCCCUUUUCCAAAAGUGUGGCAACUGUGAAUGGAAUCGCCAGGGCUGCCAUGGAGCCGCUCUGGUUGCGGAGGAAGAGGGUUCAUCGGCAGGUCCUGCUCAGGAAAAACAAGUGUCGAAGGAAGUGUCGAGUGAUGGUGGAGCAGAUAGAAUCUUUAAGGGCAGAGCUGCGCCAUCACAAGAAGACGGCGUGUCAAAUGGAGCAGUAGGGGCAGACACGUCUCGAGAGCCUCCUCAGCAGACCGACCCUGCCAGGCCCGCCGCCCAGGAGAGACGAGGUCUACCCACCAGUCGACCACCGGUACACCGAACAGAGCAGCUGUCGACUUCCUGGGAACGCUCAGAGCAGAAAGCGUAUCCCACGAUUAUAGGUUUCACGCCAGCUAACGUCCCGCCAAGUCGGCCACCGUCGCAGGAUUUCGAGACUCCUACUCCUCGCUCCCUCAAGUCGUCUCCUGAAGCGACGAAGAGUAUACUACCCCUCCCAAAAAUCACCAAGGAUGUGCUCGUACUCAAGCACAAGGAUGGGGUGUACACUGAGCCUGAAAUAGUAGCCGGCGUGCCGCUGGAGAAGAUCGACCCUUCUCAUCCGUACUGGGAUCCCGACUGGCCCAACCUCGAGCAGUCAAUCGAGCCGCUGUUGGCCCAUUGCGAAGACGAGUACAAAGUGGCCAUGGCAAAGAGGGGCAGCAAAGAUGAUAAGGCCACUAAGCGAUUCCAGCUCGGGCGACAGGUGAACCGUGGCAAGGAGAUCAUCAAGUUCCUGGAGGAGGGCGAGAUUAGCCCGUUUCAACUUCUCAGCAAGAAGUACACGGCAUAUGGCAAGGGUAGCAUUACCUCCUACGACACCCUUUUCCGCAUGUGCCAUGCUCUGCGCGAGCUGAAGCAUUUCAAGGCGAAAGGAAAGAUUGACGUUGAACCCCUCGAGUGGAUGCGCCACCGUCUGCAUGAGCUGUGGGAGGAGCUGGGCAGCGAGUUUAAGCCGGCGGAAGCCAUUCGCGGCUUCUACCACGAUCCCAAGAUGGCCCAGCUGCGAGAAGAAUGCGGGAUGAAGAACAUUGGCCGGCCGCGAGGGUCCAAGGCACACCGUCGGAGCGAUACCACACCAGCUGAUGCGCACUCGGCCGCGAAGCGGAAGCGGUCGAGCUUCCACUCGCCGUCUCGUAAUGGGGAGGAGUGCGACCGGUCGUCGAUGGAGUUCAUGUCGGAAAGCGGCAACAAUACCACGGUGCUGGAGCUCCGGUCCCCGGUUCCAGGAGGCCCCAUCACCAAGCGUGCUAGGUCGCUGUCUCCGUCUAUUCGGCCGUAUCGAGUCACCGUCGACGACACGACCGAGUUCACUGACAAGGAUGCCUCGAGCGGCACGCCUCUUACGCAAAACGACUUUCGGAUUGAUCAGAUCAAGUCGCGCCUGUACACGACCCCGGCCGGGCUGACGCAGUACCUGCACUGGAUCAAGGAGGAUAGGUGCUUGGAGCACCAGACCUUGCAAGGGGACAGUCCCGUCACUUGGCGCGCUCUGAGCGAGCCCGUCAACUUUGACGUGCGGCUGGUCGACCUGGUUGAGGUGCUCUGGAACCGGCGGGAGCUCAAGGCGCAUUUCGCUAUGACUCAACGUAGCAUGCAAAUCUCGCCGCAUAUUGGGCCCAGAGGGGAUAUAAUGGUGUCUUUCAACCGGGAGAGGACGCUUAAGAGGUUGAUCAAGGUCCUUGAGGCGAGGGGAGUCAGGACCAUUGAGGGAUCUCGAGAGGAGCUGCAGCGUCGCUGGACAGCCAUGCAGUCGGAGACUCUGUCCCAAGAAAACUACGAGCUGUCGAGCAGAGAGAGCAGGAGGCCGGCCGCAUUGACCGCGCCACCUGUCGUACGGUAA